CUGAAAUAUGCAUAAAAAUGAUAAUUAUUGAAAUGAAUAGUCUCCGAUAAUAAACGAAUAUUAUAAAAGUGAAAUACUGUAACCCAUAUUAUUUAUUUCCAGUUAUAGUGAAUGGAAUUUGUGAUAUAUUGUUAAAAAGAUUGAAUAUGGAUCCAGGUAUAAUAUGUUUUCAGCACUGUGGUCCAAAAAUUUUUUGUUUUACCCUGCCAGAAGCUUGCCCAGCGUGCCAAGAAGAUUUAGAAACUGCGAAUUUUUCACUCUUGCCAUUCAGGGUUCCUUAUCCUUUUAUAAAAGCAUCUCAAUACCCUUGCUCAGUAGUUAUUAAACCAACGACAGGAGAUUUUCUAAACGAUUACCACAAUUCAAAAGAUUUGCACAUAGGAGUUACUACCUCAGAUGGCAAAAUUGUAGAAUUCGACAGACACGGUCUUAGAUGCCACAGAAGUAAUCAAUGGAGCCAAUGUUUACUACUAGAACAAGUUCCUGGACCCUGGCGAGACCACUGGGACAACGUUCUAAAAAAAGUCUGCUCUCAAGGAUUUUGGUCCUCGGAAAUAUACAAAGAAGAUACUCAUAACUGUUUUACGUUCGUCUUGACAUUUUUAGUUAAUUUAGGUUACUAUUCUUUAAGUGCUGCUGCAAAAAGUAAAACGGUUUUUUGUGAAAAAUUUAUUAUUCCUAGAACCAGCUCCGCUGGAAAAUAUAUAUCGGUGUAUAGGAGGUUAAAAUCCGGCAUUUAUAUUCAUAGGAUCCAAAAAUAUUAACCAUAUAAGGUAACGAUUCUUCAAAAUAAUUCAAUAUCUCCAAUAUUAGAACUGGUAUAAUGAUUAAGACUUUUAAUUCUAAAAUUUAAUAUGGCGCAUAAAGAAAAUGGGUAUUGGCAAUAUGUUGG
Molecule: messenger RNA, 892 nt
Organism: Diabrotica balteata
Lineage: Eukaryota; Metazoa; Arthropoda; Insecta; Coleoptera; Chrysomelidae
Source: the annotation of a GenBank genome assembly